Messenger RNA from Prunus armeniaca (apricot), 681 nucleotides. Lineage: Eukaryota; Viridiplantae; Streptophyta; Magnoliopsida; Rosales; Rosaceae. The record is from the annotation of a GenBank genome assembly.
AUGUCUGUUCCUUAUCAUAUUUGGGGGCAUGCUGUUCUUUCUGCUGCCUAUUUGAUUAAUCGUACUCCUAACUGGGUUCUUGAAUUCAAGACUCCGCAUGACGUGUUUAGUGACCAUGUUUCCCCUGUCUCUAAGUUGCCCUCUAAAAAGGGUUGUAAGCGCUAUCAUCCACCUACCCAGAACAUGCAUGUUACUUUGGAUGUGAACUUUCUUUUAGAAGUGCCCUAUUAUGUCUCUCCCUCUUCUCCAAUUCAAAGACAGAUGGGAAGUGAAUUGGAGAUACUUGAAUUGGAGAAUGAUGUGUUUGAAGAUACUGCUCUUGAGAAGGAAAUGCCCGGUAGCACUGAAGCAAGUGAUUGGUCGUCCAUAUAUGAAAAUGAAACAUGUGGUCUCUGUGAAGAAACGACCGAUCACCCUUUGAAACUCGAUCGGUCGCCCAUAUAUAAGGAUGAAGCAAGUGCUCUCAGUGUUGAAAUGAUCGGUCACAUUGAAGUAAGCGACCAGUCGCCUGUAUAUGAAAAUAAUGACAGUGAUUCUUGUAUGAGGGAAGAAUGCAGAUGGGUGUUUGCUUUGAAGCAUAAGGCUCAGACUUAUGGAGUUGAUUAUUUGGAGACCUUUGCUCCAGUGGCAAAACUCAAUACUGUGCGUGUACUAUUGGCCCUGGUUGCUAACCAUGACUAG